Molecule: messenger RNA, 2186 nt
Organism: Blastomyces gilchristii SLH14081
Lineage: Eukaryota; Fungi; Ascomycota; Eurotiomycetes; Onygenales; Ajellomycetaceae
Product: RNA polymerase II holoenzyme cyclin-like subunit
Exons: 3
Coding region: 206-1111 (301 amino acids)
Biological process (GO): positive regulation of transcription by RNA polymerase II
Cellular component (GO): mediator complex; nucleus
Molecular function (GO): cyclin-dependent protein serine/threonine kinase regulator activity
Source: RefSeq, a predicted model, not a curated record
CUUGAAGACAAACCACAGUAACCUUGAGGGAAGAGGCGAUGAUGUAGGAGAGAGAAACACUACCAUUGAAUAUAAUAAUCAACACGUAUCAGCGUCAUAAAUAUGUGAGGAUGCAGUCUCCGUUUCUCUGCCUCCGAUGACGCCCCCGUCCGUCUCAAUUCUUUUAAUCUGCCGCUGAAGACCAUAUCUACCGCCUUGAAAAGAAAUGGCUGCAAAUUUCUGGGUAUCAACCCAGCGCCGGCACUGGCUCUUCGAGCGAGACCAGCUGGCGGAGAUUCGGAGAUGCCUCGACGAAGGCGAGAAGCAGAAGCAGCUUUUACAGCAGUUCCCGCUUCCUGAUCUAAGGUACUUCAGUAUCUACAUCAAUCUACAGCUGGUCAGACUGGGGAAGCGAAUGACCACCCGUCAACAGGCACUUGCAACAGCGCAGGUUUAUAUCAGAAGAUUUUACACCAAAGUGGAAAUUCGGCGGACAAAUCCUUAUCUCGUGCUUACCACUGCCUUUUAUUUGGCGUGCAAGAUGGAGGAAUGCCCACAGCAUAUUCGAUUCGUCGUGAGUGAGGCAAAGGGACUCUGGCCAGACUUCAUCGUGUCCGACAUAUCCAAGCUCGGAGAAUGCGAGUUUUGGUUAAUCUCUGAAAUGAACUCGCAGCUAAUAGUCCACCAUCCGUAUCGUACCCUAUCCGAACUCCAGUCGACACUCUCCUUGACAUCAGAUGAGGUGUCUCUAGCCUGGUCAGUAAUCAACGACCACUACUUGACUGAUCUCCCGCUUCUCCAGCCACCGCACGUCAUUGCAGUGACCGCCAUUUUAAUCGCAGUGGUUUGCAAAACGAGCCCUGCCAGCAGUGCCAACCUGGCCGGCGCAUCGCCGGUUUCCGCCACGCUCCGGGAUGGCGCGGGUGCGUUGGCUGCACUCGGUGAUAAAAACCUGCCUCCUCGCAUUCAAAAGCUGGUUGACUGGCUGUCGACGGGGGAGGUCAGCAUCGAGGCAGUGAUUGAAUGUACUCAAGAGCUUGUUUCUCUGUACGAGGCCUGGGUGCAGUAUAGCGAAAAAGCAUGUCGGGAGCAGAUUGGCCGAUAUGUGAAGGCACGGUCUCUAGAUAAGUGAUACGGUGGUUUUGUUGAUUAUACUGCUCUCAGAAAUUAAUUUUAAAAGAUGCUGCAUCCUUGGGUUAAUCUGUUAGUCGACCAGGAUAUGUCAACAAAGCUCAGCAAACAAAUCCUCGAAGCGCCUUGGGAAUAGAGACUCAAGAAAAGGAGCGAAAUGAUGAGCAGGGCGUGAAUUCAAAGCCUGCCUCAAUAUCCACUAUAUCAGAGAGAAGACUACUCAACAAAAGUGAAUCCCUCCAGCUUCAAGUUCGAGACGCGUAUUGAGACAAAUAUUAAGGAACAUCAGCAUGAAACAGCACCCAUUAACAGCAAGGGCGGCUCGAGAAAGCCCCUCAAUCCCCAUUAUAUAUACACGGCACCCGCUCCCCACCUCGUCCAGGCCGUCCACCACCACUCAUCGAUGUUAAACAUCCUUAACGGCCCACCAGACACACACGCACACGCACACACCUUGCGCGCUGUCAGUGAUAUAACGGUCAAUUAUUUCCCCCUCCUCUCGCAAGCAACUCCGCUAGCCGCUAGCAUCCCGCCUACAUGCCAUUCAUAUCUUAUCAUUCAAACCGAUCGCCCCUUUGGCCUAUCAACCAGGUAAUCGAGGCGUAUACUUCGUCAAAGCACCAGAAAACCCCCGGCAUUGUUAGACUCCUCUUCACCCGCCGCUAGAUGGAAUUAGAUAUAUAUGUUUCAAUCUGGUUUAAAUUAAAUUAGUUAAUCAAUUUAUACCCUCUUGCUUUUCUAGCAUUCACCUGUGUCUGGGCACGCCCCUUGGGGCAAUCAUAGAUAUACAUACAAACACCAUUUUCUUUCUUCCAAUCACCAUGAAAAGUACGGGAUAGGCCGACUUAUGCUUAUUGGAUGAAGCUAUAUGGGGCUGUAUAUACAACCGGCAGCGGAGUAAUGCUCUCGCCAACCCAAAUAAAUACAGAAAUAAAUACAGAAAUAAAUAAAAGAGAAGAGGGCAUCUCCCCGUCGAAAAGUUCAAAAAUACCACCCCCCCCCCCCAAGUUAACCGCCCUUAUCUCUGAUAUAAGCUAGGAAUGUAGCCGCCUAUCCCUUGUAGGUACAGGAUGUAU